Opisthorchis viverrini is the source of this 468-nucleotide messenger RNA. RefSeq lists its product as hypothetical. Lineage: Eukaryota; Metazoa; Platyhelminthes; Trematoda; Opisthorchiida; Opisthorchiidae. Bases 1 to 468 code for a protein of 155 amino acids. The record is from RefSeq and is a predicted model, not a curated record. The transcript is spliced from 3 exons.
AUGACAGGCCAAUCCGGGAACAGAUGCCAGCUCACCGUAGACCGCAGAACUAGUCAAUGUGAUCGCAAACGUUUCAUCACCAAUCGAGCUGACAUCAACGCCGCAUCCCGGAAUAGUGAAGCGGUGCGGCCCAUCAGACAGUGGGCGUGGGAUGAGGUGGCCUGGUGCAGCACAUUCAAUUGCCUGAGAACAUCACAAACGAGAGAUUCAGCUGGGUUUCGGCGAAAUACACUCAUUUGCAAACUAAUUUGGUUUUUCGAGAGACUCACCUGGAACCCAGCUGAUGUUCUCAGGCAACCGAAUGUGCUGCACCAGGCCGCCUCAUGUUUCAGCUGCUACGAUAUUCGAGAUAUCGCGAUACAUGUAUAUCUUUGUAAUGUACUACUCAUAAGUUUGCUGAAAAUCCGUCGACAGCCCACGACCGGUUUCACCUUUUUUGGAGCUCAUCAGAGAGGCGUAGUCCCCUGA